CCGCCGAGCACGGACCCGCCGGGGCCGCUCCGGGACCACCGGGACCACCGGCACCGGGACCCGCCGCCAGGAAUCGGCCCCCGGCAUGGCCCGGGCCGGCAGCUGAGCCCGCGGCCCGCAGGCUGGGGAGGUGACACAGAAACCGCUGCGAGGUCCCCGGAGCGAGGGCAGAGGAUUCCUGGGGGCGGAUCCGGGCGGGAUCUUCAUCCCGGCAAGAUGGAGAAAGAGGAGGAGGAGACGCGGGAGAUCCUCCUGCCCAACUGGCAGGGCAGCGGCUCCCACGGCAUCACCAUCGACCAGACCGACGACGGCGUCUUCGUCAAGCGCGUCCAGCAGAACUCCCCGGCCGCCCGCAUGGGCGUCGUCAAGGAAGGGGACCAGAUCGUCAGUGCCACCGUCUACUUCGACAACCUGCAGUCGGGGGAGGUGGCCCAGCUGCUGCAGACCAUGGGCCACCACCACACCGUGGGGCUGCGGCUGCAGCGCCGCGGCGACCGCUCCCCCCUGCCCGGCCAGCCCUGGGGACACGACGUGUUCGCCGCCGGCAGCACCGAGGUCGUGCUGAGCGGCGAUGACGAGGAGUACCGCAGGAUUUACACCACCAAGAUCAAGCCCCGGCUGAAGUCGGAGGAGGGGGCGGACGCCGAGGCCGGGGGGGGGACUCAGAGCAGAACCAUCACGGUCACCAGGAAGGUCACGGCCUACACCGUGGACGUCAGCCGGCACGGCGGGGCCGGCGACGCCGCCAUCCCCAUCCCAGAGCUGACAGGAGGGCCGAGGAUUCAUCCAGAGAGCCAAAUCCCCACAGGAGAAACUGGAAAAGCCGCCCAGAAAGGCUCUGGAGCGUUCCCGGCACCAUCAGGGGCCGAGACCAACGGGCAGCUGGGAGAGCUGGAGGCGGCACUGCACGUCCAGGGGCCCAGGCUGGAUGGCAAGGGACAAUCCCCCUGCCUGCAGGGAGAGCUGGACGUGGGCAAGGUCAAGAUUCCCACCUUAAAAAUCCCCAAAUUCGGGUUCGGGGCCGGCGGGGAAGCUCCGGCCCCCGACAGGGACGUCACCGUGCAGGUGACGGGGCCGGGGCUGUCCCAAUCCUGGGACACAGCCGGGAAGGUCCCCUCCCCUCAGCCGGACCCCGAGGGCGCCAAGGGCAAGGUCCGGAUCCCACACCUGCCCUUCCCCAAAUUCACCGCCCGGGACUCGCGGGGGGACGGCCCCGCCCUGGACGUGGCGGUGCCCGAGGGGGAAGGUCCUGCCCUCAGGAAGGGGGAGACGCCCCAAAUUUCCCUCUCCGACGUGAACUUGAGCCUGAAAGGCCCCCAGGGGAAGGGGGAUCUGGGGGUCACCAUCCCCAAGGUGGGGGCAGGAGGAGGAGGAGGUGACCCCCCAGGACUCGGCCCCAAGGGGCUCCAGGUGGACGUGAAGGCCCCCCAGGUGGAGUUUGGGGGCGUCGGGGGGCGCGUGAAGGGCCCCGGGGUCGAGGUGGCCGUGAAGGGGUCGAAGGGAGAGGUCGGCGUUUCCGUCCCCACCAUCGACGGCAACUUCAGAGGGCCCCAAGUGGAGCUCGAGGGGGCGAAGGUGCCCCAGAUGAGCGUCAAGACCCCCCAGAUCUCCGUGCCCGACGUUGACCUGAGCCUCAAAGGGCCCAAAGUGAAGGCAGACCUGGAUGUUUCCACCCCCAAACUGGAAGGGGAGCUGAAAACCCCCGGCCUCGACAUCAAGGGCCCCAAAGUCGACGUCGCCGCCCCAGACCUGGAGGUCCAAGGAGCUGAGGGCAAACUGAAGUUCCCCAAGCUGAAGAUGCCCAAGUUUGGGGUGAAGGGAGAGGCCCCUGGAGUGGAGGUGGCUCUUCCCAAGGGGGAGGUGGACGUUUCCUGCCCCAAAGUGGACAUUUCUGUCCCCAAAAUGGACGUUUCCGGCCCCAAAAUGGACAUUUCUGUCCCCAAGGUGGAUGUUUCUGGACCCAAAAUGGACAUUUCUGGCCCCAAGGUGGAUGUUUCCGGCCCCAAGGUGGAUGUCAACGUCCCCAGCGUGGACAUCAAGGGCCCCAGGGUGGACAUCGAGGCCCCUGACGUCGACAUUCACGGCCCAGAGGGGAAGUUCAAGAUGCCCAAGUUCAAGAUGCCCAAGUUUGGGCUGCCCGGGGUCAAGGCCGAAGGGCCCGAGGUGGACAUCGACGUCCCCCUGCCCGGGGCGGGCGUGGAGGGGCCGAGCGUGGCCAUCCAAGGGCCAGAAGGCAAAGUGAGAGCCCCCGAGAUGAACAUCAAGGCCCCCAAGGUCUCCAUGCCCGAUGUUGACCUGAACCUCAACGGGGCCAAACCCAGGGGCGACCUCGACGCCUCCAUCCCCUCCCUGGAGGGGCCCCAACUGGAGCUCCAGGGAGCUGAGGGCAAACUGAAGUUCCCCAAGCUGAAGAUGCCCAAGUUUGGGGUGAAGGGAGAGGCCCCCGAGGUCGAGGUGGCCCUUCCCGAGGGCGGGGACGUCCACGGGAGCCUGAGGGGCCCCGGGGUGAAGGUGCCCGAGAUGAGCAUCAAGACCCCCCAGAUCUCCGUGCCCGACAUCGACCUGAGCCUCAAAGGGCCCAAAGUGAAGGCAGACCUGGAUGUUUCCACCCCCAAACUGGAAGGGGAGCUGAAAACUCCCGGACUCGACAUCAAGGGCCCCAAAGUCGACGUGGAAGGCCCAGACCUGGAGGUCCAGGGAGCUGAGGGCAAACUGAAGUUCCCCAAGCUGAAGAUGCCCAAGUUUGGGGUGAAGGGAGAGGCCCCUGGAGUGGAGGUGGCUCUUCCCAAGGGGGAGGUGGACGUUUCCUGCCCCAAAGUGGACAUUUCUGGCCCUAAAAUGGACAUUUCUGUCCCCAAGGUGGAUGUUUCUGUCCCCAAAAUGGACAUUUCUGGCCCCAAAGUGGACAUGUCUGUCCCCAAAAUGGACAUUUCUGUCCCCAAGGUGGAUGUUUCUGUCCCCAAAAUGGACAUUUCUGGCCCCAAAGUGGACAUGUCUGUCCCCAAGGUGGACAUCAAUGUCCCCAGCGUCGACAUCGAAGGGCCUGAGGUGAAAGGCAAAGGUCUCAAGUUUAAAAUGCCCGAACUGAACGUUCAGACCCCCAAACUGUCCAUGCCGGACGUGGAUCUGGGACUGAAGGCCCCAAAGCUCAAGGGGGACGUGGGAAUUUCCCCUCCCAAGGUCUCUGGGGAUCUGAAGGGCCCCAAAAUAGAGGUGGAAGGUCCCAAGGUGGAUGUGAAAGGCCCCAAAAUGGACGUGAAGGGUCCCAGGGUGGACGUGGAAGUUCCCAGGGUGGACGUGGAGGUGCCCGAGGUGGACUUGGAGUGCCCGGAGGGGAAGGUGAAAGGCCCCAAGUUCAAGAUGCCCAAACUGAACCUCAAGUCUCCCAAAAUCUCGAUGCCGGAUGUGGACCUGAACCUGAAGGGCCACAAAGUGAAGGGCGAGGUGGACGUUUCCCUCCCCGGGGUCGAAGGAGACCUCAAGGGCCCCAAAAUCGACGUGGAGGCCCCGGACGUCGACCUGGAGUGUCCGGAGGCCAAACUGAAGAUGCCCAAAAUGAAGCUGCCCCAUUUCCAGGUGUCAGGGCCCAGGCUGGAGGGAGCAGAGGUCGAUGUGGACCUGCCCAAGGCCGAGCUGGAGGUGUCCGGGCCGGAGGUGGACGUGGAGGGACCGGAGGUGGAGGCGGGAGGGGUGGAAGGAAAAUGGAAAGGCCCCAAGUUCCGGAUGCCGAAGUUGAACAUCAAAACCCCCAAAAUCUCGGUGCCGGAUGUGGAUCUGAACCUGAAGGGCCCCAAAGUGAAGGGAGAGGUGGAUGUGGAAGCUCCAAAGGUCGAAGUGGACGUGAAAGGGCCAGAGAUGGACGUGAAGGGGCCAAAGGUGGAUGUCGAGGUGCCCAACCUGGACUUGGAGGGACCCCAGGGGAAGGUGAAGGGCCCCAAGUUCAAGAUGCCCGAGAUGCACAUCAAGGCCCAAAAGAUCUCCCUGCCCGACGUCGACAUCAACCUGAAGGGCCCCAAAGUCAAGGGAGACGUGGAUGUGUCACUCCCAAAGCUGGAGGGUGACCUGAAGGGCCCUGACCUGGACAUCAAGGGCCCCAAGGUGGACAUCGAGGCCCCUGAUGUCGACAUUCACGGCCCAGAGGGGAAGUUCAAGAUGCCCAAGUUCAAGAUGCCCAAAUUUGGGCUGUCUGGGGUCAAGGCCGAAGGGCCCGAGGUGGACAUGACGCUGCCGACAGGAAACCUGGAUGUGUCCGGUCCCAAGGUGGACAUUGAAGGCCCAGAGGUGGACAUUGAAGGUCCUGAAGGAAAAGUGAAGGGCCCCAAGUUCAAGAUGCCUGAGAUGCAUUUUAAGACCCCCAAAAUCUCCAUGCCCGACAUUGACUUGAACUUGAAGGGCCCCAAAGUGAAGGGAGAUGUGGAUGUGUCAGUACCAAAGCUGGAAGGUGACCUGAAGGGCCCAGACAUUGACAUCAAGGGCCCCAAAGUCAACGUUGAGGCCCCUGAUGUCGACAUUCACGGCCCAGAGGGGAAAUUCAAGAUGCCCAAGUUCAAGAUGCCCAAGUUUGGAAUGCCCGGGGUCAAGGCCGAAGGGCCCGAGGUGGACGUGACGCUGCCGACAGGAAACCUGGAUGUGUCUGGUCCCAAGGUGGACAUCGAAGGUCCAGAGGUGGAUGUUGAGCUGCCCGAGGGGAAGGUGAAGGGCCCCAAGUUCAAGAUGCCCGAGAUGCACUUUAAGACCCCCAAAAUCUCGAUGCCUGAUGUCGACUUCAACCUGAAGGGCCCCAAAGUCAAAGGUGAUCUUGAUGUGUCUGUUCCCAAACUGGAAGGUGACCUGAAGGGCCCAGACAUUGACAUUAAGGGGCCCAAAGUCGAUGUUGAUCUUCCUGAUGUUGAGCUGGAAGGGCCUGAAGGGAAACUGAAGGGCCCCAAGUUCAAGAUGCCCGAGAUGCACAUCAAGGCCCCCAAGAUCUCCAUGCCUGACGUCGACUUCAACCUGAAGGGCCCCAAAGUCAAAGGGGACAUCGAUGUGUCAGUGCCUAAACUGGAAGGUGACCUGAAGGGCUCUGACUUGGACAUCAAGGGCCCCAAGGUGGACAUCGAGGCCCCUGACGUCGACAUUCAUGGCCCGGAGGGGAAGUUCAAGAUGCCCAAGUUCAAGAUGCCCAAAUUUGGGGUCCCCGGUUUCAAAGCAGAGGGACCCGAGGUGGACGUGACGCUGCCGACAGGAAACCUGGAUGUGUCCGGUCCCAAGGUGGACAUCCAAGGUCCAGAGGUGGACAUUGAAGGUCCUGAAGGAAAAGUGAAGGGCCCCAAGUUCAAGAUGCCUGAGAUGCACUUUAAGACCCCCAAGAUCUCGAUGCCUGACAUUGAUUUGAACUUGAAGGGCCCCAAAGUGAAGGGAGAUGUGGAUGUUUCUGUUCCCAAACUGGAAGGUGACCUGAAGGGCCCUGACUUGGACAUCAAGGGCCCCAAGGUGGACAUCGAGGCCCCUGACGUCGACAUUCACGGCCCGGAGGGGAAGUUCAAGAUGCCCAAGUUCAAGAUGCCCAAGUUUGGGCUGAAGGGAGAAGGCCCCGAGCUGGACGUGGCGCUGCCCAAGGGGGACGUCGACGUUUCCCUGCCCAAGGUGGACGUGGAGAUGCCGAGCGUGGACAUUGAAGGUCCUGAGGGGAAACUCAAGGGCCCCAAGUUCAAGAUGCCCGAGAUGAACAUCAAGACCCCCAAAAUCUCGAUGCCCGACAUCGACCUGAACCUGAAGGGCCCCAAGAUCAAGGGUGACGUCGAUGUUUCUGUUCCCAAACUGGAGGGUGACCUGAAAGGUCCGGAUGUGAAUAUUAAAGGUCCGAGGGUGGAUGUCGACGUUCCCGAUGUCGACCUUGAAGGCCCCGAGGGGAAAUGGAAAGGGCCCAAGUUGAAAAUGCCGGAGAUGAACAUCAAGGCCCCGAAAUUUUCCAUGCCCGACAUCGACCUCAACUUGAAAGGCCCCAAAGUGAAGGGGGAUGUGGAUGUUUCCAUCCCAAAAAUAGAGGGUGAGGUGAAAGUGCCGGAGGUGGAGUUGAAAGGACCCAAAGUGGACGUGGAUGUUCCUGACGUGGAACUUGAGCUGCCUGAGGGGAAGAUCAAGGGCCCCAAGUUCAAGAUGCCCGAGAUGAACAUCAAAGCCCCCAAAAUCUCCAUGCCAGACUUUGACCUGAACCUGAAGGGCCCCAAAGUGAAGGGGGACGUGGACGUGUCCCUUCCCAAGCUGGAGGGAGACCUGAAAGGUCCUGACGUUGAAAUCAAGGCCCCCAAAGUCGACGUCGACCUUCCUGACGUGGAGCUGGAAGGGCCUGAAGGAAAAUUGAAGGGCCCCAAGUUCAAGAUGCCCGAAAUGCAUUUUAAAGCCCCCAAAAUCUCGAUGCCGGACUUUGACCUGAACCUGAAGGGCCCCAAAGUGAAGGGGGACGUGGAUGUGACAGUCCCGAAAAUUGAAGGUGACUUGAAGGGCCCAGACCUCGACAUCAAGGGCCCCAAACUGGAUGUCAACGUGCCCGACGUCGACCUCGAGUGUCCGGAAGCGAAGCUGAAGGGCCCCAAGUUCAAGAUGCCCGAGAUGCACUUCAAGACCCCCAAAAUCUCCAUGCCCGACAUCGAUUUGAACCUCAAAGGCCCCAAACUCAAGGGGGACGUGGAUGUUUCCGCCCCCAAACUGGAGGGGGACCUGAAGGGCCCAGAACUGGACAUCAAAGGCCCCAAACUGGACAUCGAAGCUCCUGACGUGGACAUUGAGCUGCCAGAGGGGAAGGUGAAGGGCCCCAAGUUCAAGAUGCCCGAGAUGCACUUCAAGGCCCCCAAAAUCUCCAUGCCCGACUUUGAUCUGAACCUGAAGGGCCCCAAAGUGAAGGGGGACGUGGAUGUGUCCCUGCCCAAGCUCGAAGGGGACCUGAAGGGGCCGGAGGUUUCACUGAAAGGCCCCAAAGUGGACGUCGAGGCUCCAGACAUUGAGCUGGAAUGUCCAGAGGGGAAGAUCAAGGGCCCCAAGUUCAAGAUGCCCGAGAUGAACAUCAAGGCCCCCAAAAUCUCCAUGCCGGACUUUGAUCUGAACCUGAAGGGCCCCAAAGUCAAGGGGGAUGUGGAUGUUUCCCUUCCUAAGGUGGAAGGUGACCUGAAGGGCCCAGAUAUCGACAUCAAGGGCCCCAAAGUCGAUGUUGAUCUCCCCAGUGUUGAGCUGGAAGGACCUGAGGGGAAGGUGAAGGGUCCCAAGUUCAAGAUGCCCGAGAUGCAUUUUAAGACCCCCAAAAUCUCGAUGCCCGACAUCGACUUGAACUUGAAAGGUCCCAAAGUGAAAGGAGACGUGGAUGUGUCAGUGCCUAAACUGGAGGGUGACCUGAAGGGCCCUGACCUGGACAUCAAGGGCCCCAAGGUGGACAUCGAGGCCCCUGACGUCGACAUUCACGGCCCGGAGGGGAAGUUCAAGAUGCCCAAGUUCAAGAUGCCCAAGUUUGGGCUGAAGGGAGAAGGCCCCGAGCUGGACGUGGCGCUGCCCAAGGGGGACGUCGACGUUUCCCUGCCCAAGGUGGAUGUGGAGAUGCCGAGCGUGGACGUUGAGGGUCCCGAGGGGAAGGUGAAGGGCCCCAAGUUCAAGAUGCCCGAGAUGCAUUUUAAGACCCCCAAAAUCUCAAUGCCCGACAUCGACUUGAACUUGAAAGGCCCCAAAGUGAAGGGAGAUGUGGAUGUUUCUGUUCCCAAACUGGAGGGUGACCUGAAAGCCCCAGACAUCAACAUCAAGGGGCCCAAAGUCAACGUUGACCUUCCUGACGUCGACUUGGAAGGACCUGAAGGAAAACUGAAGGGCCCCAAGUUCAAGAUGCCCGAGAUGCACAUCAAGGCCCCCAAGUUCUCCAUGCCCGAUGUCGACUUCAACCUGAAGGGCCCCAAGAUCAAGGGAGAUGUGGAUGUGUCAUGCCCAAAGCUGGAGGGUGACCUGAAGGGCCCUGACCUGGAUAUCAAGGGCCCCAAGGUGGACAUCGAGGCCCCUGACGUCGACAUCCACGGCCCAGAAGGCAAAAUCAAGAUGCCCAAGUUCAAGAUGCCCAAGUUUGGCUUUUCUGGCCCCAAAGUUGAAGGCCCCGAGGUGGACGUGACGCUGCCGACAGGAAACCUGGAUGUGUCCGGUCCCAAGGUGGACAUCGAAGGUCCAGAGGUGGAUGUUGAGCUGCCCGAGGGGAAGGUGAAGGGCCCCAAGUUCAAGAUGCCCGAGAUGCACAUCAAGGCCCCCAAGUUCUCCAUGCCUGACGUCGACUUCAACCUGAAGGGCCCCAAAUUGAAAGGGGACGUCGAUGUUUCUGUUCCAAAACUUGAGGGAGAUUUGAAAGCCCCAGACAUUGACAUCAAGGGCCCCAAAGUCGAUGUCGAUCUCCCCAACGUUGAGCUGGAAGGGCCUGAGGGGAAGAUCAAGGGCCCCAAGUUCAAGAUGCCCGAGAUGCACAUCAAGGCCCCCAAAAUCUCCAUGCCCGACAUCGAUUUCAACCUAAAAGGUCCCAAGGUCAAGGGUGAUGUGGAUGUGUCUCUGCCCAAGAUGGAAGGUGACCUGAAGGGCCCAGACAUUGACAUCAAAGGCCCCAAAGUCAAUGUUGACCUUCCUGAUGUUGAGCUGGAAGGACCUGAGGGGAAGGUGAAGGGCCCCAAGUUCAAGAUGCCCGAGAUGCACAUCAAGGCCCCCAAGAUCUCCAUGCCCGACGUCGACUUCAACCUGAAGGGUCCCAAAGUGAAGGGAGAUGUGGAUGUGUCAGUGCCUAAACUAGAAGGUGACCUGGACAUCAAAGGCCCCAAGGUGGACAUCGAGGCCCCUGAUGUCGACAUUCAUGGCCCAGAGGGGAAGUUCAAGAUGCCCAAGUUCAAGAUGCCCAAAUUUGGAAUGCCCGGGGUCAAGGCCGAAGGGCCCGAGGUGGACGUGACGCUGCCGACAGGAAACCUGGAUGUGUCCGGUCCCAAGGUGGACAUCGAAGGUCCAGAGGUGGAUGUUGAGCUGCCCGAGGGGAAGGUGAAGGGCCCCAAGUUCAAGAUGCCCGAGAUGCACAUCAAGGCCCCCAAGUUCUCCAUGCCUGGUUUUGGGGGUUUUUUUUAG
Myiozetetes cayanensis is the source of this 9105-nucleotide messenger RNA. Its product is annotated as neuroblast differentiation-associated protein AHNAK-like. NCBI's taxonomy places the organism in Eukaryota, Metazoa, Chordata, Aves, Passeriformes, Tyrannidae. The record is from RefSeq and is a predicted model, not a curated record. Gene Ontology annotation, molecular function: protein binding. Gene Ontology annotation, cellular component: nucleus; costamere; cytoplasm. Gene Ontology annotation, biological process: regulation of RNA splicing.